UAGCCCAGUUAGCCGCAGUGCUGCCAGCUCCGGUCAGUCCAGUCCUCCAGCAGCUCUGAGCCCCAGAAACAAACCACAGCGGGCGGAGACAUCACGCAUUUAACCGCUCAGCUCUGAUUAAUCGGAUAAUACCCGUUAUCUGUUGGUUUGGGCCGAAUACUCGGAACACAGGGAGUUACCGAUACGUUAGCUCUGUGUUAGCCUCCGGAGCUAGCCGCGCAGCCCUGCGUGCUGGCGUCACUUCCUGCUUUUAAAACUCGCGGCCAGAAAAUAACGAAAGAAAAAUGGAGCUACAAGUGGGAUCUGAACCGAUGACCCUGGGCUCUCCCACCUCUCCAAAGUCGACCCCUGGAGCUCAGUUUCUGCCCGGUUUCCUGAUGGGCGACCUGCCGGCUCCGGCCAGCCCGCAGCCCCGCCCCUUCAGUCUGACCACGCCCAUCGCAGAGAGCACAGGAGGAGGUGGAGGUUCGGCCCCGCAGCCCGUCGUCCCCACGCCCAAAGAUAAGAGCGGAGCCCCACCUGUUCGCAGUAUCCAUGACGACCUGAUCAAUGUGGCCACGCCCCUCAGCACACACAGACAGUCUUUUCCAGUGAUGCAAACUCCUCUGUCGGCACGCGGAGCCUCAACUCCAGGUGUGCAGCAGCUGUGUCUGUCUCCGGCUCAGGUGGACCCGUUCUACAGUCAGGGAGAGUCUCUGUCAUCUGAGGACCAGCUGGACCAGACCUGGGUCACCGUGUUCGGUUUUCCUCCAGCGUCAGCCUCCUACAUCCUGCUGCAGUUCGCUCAGUACGGAAACAUCCUCAAACACACGAUGGCGUCUCCUGGAAACUGGAUGCACCUCCAGUAUCAGUCCAGGCUCCAGGCCAGGAAGGCUCUGUCCAAGGACGGCAAAGUGUUCGGAGACGCCAUCAUGGUGGGAGUCAAACCGUGCAUCGACAAGAGCGUGAUGGACAGCAGCGUCGCCGUCUCGCCUCCCCUCUCCACCUCCUUCUCGUCCUCCGCGCUCCCCUCCACGCCUCGCUCCGCCAUCCGGCCGCUCAGCGCCGCCUACAGGAGCUCCGGCAGCGACUACCAGGUGUUGGCAGACAGACAGACUCCCAGGAAAGACGACAGUUUUGUUUCCAAGGCGAUGGAGUACAUGUUUGGCUGGUGACAUCACACAAUGCAUCAUGGGAGAGAGGGGAAUCCAUGGACGGACGGAUGAACUGAUUCACUACACUGUGUGUGUGUGUGUGUGUGUGUGUGUGUGUGUGUGUGUGUGUGUGUGCGCG
This is a messenger RNA of Plectropomus leopardus (leopard coralgrouper), 1272 nucleotides long. It is a transcript of the gene nup35, whose product is annotated as nucleoporin 35. NCBI's taxonomy places the organism in Eukaryota, Metazoa, Chordata, Actinopteri, Perciformes, Serranidae. Gene Ontology annotation, molecular function: nucleic acid binding; phospholipid binding; structural constituent of nuclear pore. Gene Ontology annotation, biological process: NLS-bearing protein import into nucleus; nuclear pore organization. The record is from RefSeq and is a predicted model, not a curated record. Gene Ontology annotation, cellular component: nuclear pore nuclear basket; nuclear pore central transport channel; nuclear membrane.